AUGCUACAGCCUCAUCCAAUUAUUUUCGUUCUUCUCAUAACCUCAGCAUUGUCAAGCGAUAAUAGUGAUAGUGACAUUCUCGAAUUCACAACCACUCGAAAUCAAUUAUGUCAAGACAUUGAAAAUUGUAAAAACUGAAUAUCAUCAUCAUCUAGUUGAUAUCACAAAUUCAGAAAGAUAAUCUGUUUUUGAUUCCAUCUAUUCCGAAUAAAGAUAAGAUCUCUCAAAUCAAGUAGAAAAGUGGAUUAAAAACAGCUACCUAAUAUCUGCAGGGGAAUAUUUUGUAGAUCUCCAAUAAUACACUCUUCCUUGGUUGAUCAUAUCUAUUUCAACUCUAUUUCUAUCAUUGAUUUACAUUUUGGUAGCAAUAAUGCCAAGGUAUAUUAAUGUUUAAUGAUAGUUCAAUCAUAAAAUGGAUUAAAGCUCAUACAGAAGAUGAAUUCAUUUUGAAUAAUAGAAGAUUUCAUAAGUUUGGGAUAGUAACCAUUUUUAUAUUGAAUUUAAUCCUCAUAAUCGCUUCCAUUAUUACAAUUGUAUACUUUAUUAAUAUACAUCAGAUCUCUUCAAAUAAAGUUAUUGAUGGUCUAAAUUAUUCCAAUUGUUACAUGGCUUCCUCUUUUGAUAAUUUACUAGUAAGAAAUGACGAUACCUUUACAGGAUACAGUAUUUUAUAAAACGACUUCAAUUCAUUAUCAAAUGAUUUUAUUGAAUUCCAAUCAGGCUUGAAGAAACUUUAUCAAAGUAGAGUAUCCCUCAGUCUACAAUCAAAGGAGCAAGAAGUCAUUGAAUUUAAUGAUAAGUAAAACUCCAAUCAAUAAUAGACUUAAGAGAAAUCAGCCCAAAUCUCCUCUUCCCAUCAAAUUAUCCUCGAAUGGAACUAGUACCAUCUCAGCUGCCGAGUCUUAUUUCUCGAAAUCGAAGAUUGUAUAGAACUUAUCAUUUAUAUAUUAAUAGAUAGACUACUUAUUGUCCACAAAGGACAAUGAAAAUUACCUUACAUAUCUUGCAUAAUAUGAUCUAAUCAGGAAAGAGGAAAGUGGAAUAUAUUUAACAAGUUAAGUGGAUGAGAUCCAAGACUAUUUUGGGAACAUAUGGCCAAGAUUUGGGUCUUUGGAGAAUUCAUCACUGACUCUUAGGGAUUCCAAAUUAACAUCUAUAUUCACUAAAGCCAAGUAACAGUUAUCAUCCAUCAACAAUUACAUUCUAAACUAUGCUCAACUAUUUACUGAUUUCCAUCAACAAGUCACUGAUGAUAUGAAUUAUUACUCCAAAUCAAUUAACGGCUUAUUAAUUGCCUUAAUGCUUUUUAAUUUAAUUCAAAUCAUUUUAUGGCUUGGAUUUUUGAUUAACAAACAUCUAAAGAUCAGAAAGUAUAUAGAUAUCCUUUGGUUCUUAUGCAAUAUUAUCAUGGCUGGAAUAUCAAUAAUUAAUUUCUUCUUGUAUUCCAACUCCCAGUUAUCCAAAGAAUUAUGUAUAUACUUUGAUGGCAUUGCGAACAACGAAAAAUUUUUUGAAAACCAAAAUAUUAUUGAAUUCCCAGAAACUAAAGAAGCUAUCCAAUCUUGCCUGUAUGGCGAUGGAAACAUUUAUAGUUAACUAAACUUUAUUUCAAGACUCAAAGACAUCAGAACCUACAUCAAUAGUGAAAGCGAUGUGUUAUAGGAAAUACAAAGAUUCAAUUCCAAUUAGACGUUAUUUCUAUAAAAAUUGAAUAAUAACUCUCAGACUAUUUCCUCAAUUGUAGAUGGUACUUUCAUAGAUUUAAACUCUACUGAGAAGGAGGAAUUUCAAAAAGUUAUUGAUGAGUUUAACUAAUUCAAAAGCACUGAGAACUGUGCAGAAGUAUAAGUCACAAGAUGUUCCGAUUAAUCAUCUCCAAAAAGGAGUGGGGAUCUCAAUAAUUCAUAGUUGUGUUGGCAUCCCUCUUUUUUAAUCACUGCAAGUACAGCUUCUUGUUGGGAUCAAUAGGAUCUAUUCUAACAAUUAAAAAUGCAUUACCAAAUACAGGCUCAAGGAUGGAUUAAGAUGUAAUUAUUAGAAUCUUAAUUUGUUUCCUAAAACUUAGAUUUGAAUUAGAAAGUAAAUCAGUAUAUUUAGAAUCAUUCAGAUUUUAUUGAGGUCUAUCAAAAAACGCUGUCCAAUUUGAGUAGCUUACUUUAGGCUACAAAUUGUACAUUUAUGAAAGUAGUUAUUGAUAUUAAUAAAAUUAGGAAGAUUUAAAUAAGGUGCUGGAUGGAAUGUGUGUCAUCUCUUCAUAUUAACUAAGCAAGAUUUCUAUACUUUUGAUAAUUAUCAUCUCGACAAUAUUCCUGUCAGUUUUCUUUAAUUGUCUCACCUCUUUGAAGGUAUCCCAGAUGGAAACUUAUGAAGAGUAUGCUUCUACGAAAGUCAUCAACUUUGCUGGGUCAAGUAUGUUUAGAGCAUCAAUUGAAAUUAAUUAAAUAAUGCAAAAUGAAAGCCCAAUGA
This is a messenger RNA of Paramecium octaurelia, 2466 nucleotides long. The record is from the annotation of a GenBank genome assembly. NCBI's taxonomy places the organism in Eukaryota, Ciliophora, Oligohymenophorea, Peniculida, Parameciidae.